GGGCCGAGCCCCACCAUUGCCCCCUGUGGCUGCGCUGUGACGACAACGCAAUCCUGCCGCGAUUUCCAUUGCGGGUGGUGGGCUAUCGGGGUGGUGCCAGGAACACACGCCAGCGCGCUCUCGUCGAGCUGGCGCUGUACUAACUAACGUUAAUAAGCUGGUAAGCCUCGUUGGCAUCAUCGCCGCAACGUCCCAUCAAUACCACUUCGCCAACCCGCAACGCUUCGCAUGGGCGCAAGCACGACGCCGCACCGCAGCAACUCGUCGCGAUUUGCAAUUUGCACAUAAGCUUCACGUUGUCGGCGACAGGUCUGGCCGCUGUCAUCGUUCGUAAUGCCGCCCUUUGCCGCAUCCAAGCUCCCUUACCGGGACAUCAACAUCAAGGUCACCAACGAUGCCUACACCUUCACCUCGCCUUCGUCGCCCGAUGCGCCCGCGCUUCUCAUCGAUAGACCUACCGGCGACGUCCGUCUAGCAGACGCUGCCCUCCAGGCGGGCAAGCGCGCCUCUCGCGUCUCGAGCGUUGCUGGCAUCCUGGGCAUCAUCCAGCUGCGCCUAGACAAGUAUGUCAUAGUCAUUAGCAAGGCCCAGCCCAUGGGCCGCCUCAAGGGCCACAUGGUGUACAAGGUUAUCGCAACUGAGGUCCUCCCCAUGCGCGAGCGCCAGAUUCACGACCCCGACGAGGACACCUUCAUCGGCCUCCUCAAGACAUUCUUGCAGAACGGGCCCAUGUACUUUUCCUACUCGAUCGAUCUCACCAACUCCUUCCAGCGCCAAUCGCAAGCCGACAACGCCAGUCCGUUGUGGAUGAGAACAGACGAUCGCUUCUUCUUCAACAAGUAUCUGCAGACGGACCUCAUAGAGUUCCGCAGACGAGGCUCUAGGAACCAACCCGGCACGCAAACCGGGAUCGACCCAUACAUCCUGCCAUGCAUAUUCGGCAUGCUCGAGAUCAAGCCCACGCGCUUCAAGAAUACACCCUUGACGCUCAUCCUCAUCUCCCGCAGAUCUCGCUACCGCGGCGGUACGAGAUACUUUACACGUGGUGUUGAUGAAGACGGUCAUGUCGCAAACUACAAUGAGACAGAACAGGUCGUGAUCCUCAACGAUAGUAGCAGCGGCCUAGGUGGCUUCGCUGGCAGCACCGAUAUGCAGAGCGGCAAGUUUGGCGCCUCGGCUGGUCAGGAGAUGCAGAUCAUGUCCUACGUCCAGACCCGAGGAAGCGUCCCGACCUACUGGUCCGAGAUCAACAGUUUGCGCUACGUCCCCAAGCUGCAGGUUCGCAGCACCGAGGCUGCCACUCCUGCGGCCGUGAAGCACUUUGAUGAGCAAAUCCGUAUCUACGGCGACAACUACCUCAUCAACCUUGUCAACCAGAAAGGCCGCGAGUGCAGAGUCAAGGAAUCGUAUGAGAAGAUGGUGGAGGCUCUGGUCUCGGGCCCAAGGGAGCGCCAUGAAGCCGAUCGGCUGACCGACGAAAAGUUCACCACGAUCCAGCCCGGGUCGAAGCAGCAACAAUUUGACCGUCUGCACUACAUUUACUUUGACUACCAUGCCGAAACCAAGGGCAUGAAAAUGCACAAGGCAUACGCUCUCGUUGAUAAGCUUCAGGAGGCGCUCGCCACCCAGGGCUACUUCCGAGGUGUCGACACGCCCGCCAAUGUUGACGGACGGAUUGAUGUCCGCAGCCUGCAAACCAGCGUCAUGCGCACCAACUGCAUGGACUGCCUCGAUCGGACUAAUGUCGUUCAAAGUAUCUUUGGCCGGCAUGUAUUAGAUCGCAUCUUCGAGCAGGCUGGCCUCAUGACCCCCGGCUCCUCGUUCCGCGAUGAGGACCAGGCGUUUGAGCACAUCUUCCGCAACAUAUGGGCUGACAACGCCGAUAUCGUCUCUUCCUCGUACUCGGGCACCGGCGCCAUGAAGACAGACGUCACCCGCACAGGAAAGCGCACAAAGGUCGGCGCUUUGCAAGACGCCCGAAUCGGCAUCACACGCUACUACCUCAACAACUUUAGGGACGGUCCGCGUCAGGACUCGUUUGACCUGUUUCUGGGAGCCUACCAGCCGGGAGAGACUAACAUCGGCACGAACCUCGUCUUCAUUGACAGGCGCCCGUUGAUGAUCCAGUCCAUCCCCUACGUUCUGGCGUUCAGCGUCUUUAUCGUUCUCGUCGGCAUCUUGACCAAACGCGAUCCGGACGCGAGGGUCCUCCCCAUGCGCAUCUUUAUCCUCUUCUGGAGCGCUGUGGCUGCGUACUGCUUCUACUUUAUCUGGACCCAUGGCAUGCUCUAUGUUAACUGGCCGCGACUCAACCCUCGCCACUUUGCCGUAGAUGGCUACACGGAGCACUUCUCCAAGGCCCGCAAAGACGCUGUCAUUGGGCCGUUUGUGACGCGGCAUGAAAGAGGACUCAGCACUGCGCGCUACCUUAAUGCUGAGGAAGGCAAAAAGAGGAUUGAAUAGCUGCCGUUCAUGUCUUAUCUUUCGUACUUUUCUCUAGUGGCCUUUCUUGUCUGGCUCUUUCUAUGUUUCCUCUCAAGCCCCUGUUCUGAAUAGAACUCAUAGAAGCGUCGUUCCGCCGGGUACUAGAGGAAACAGAGUCCUAAUCAUCUCAAUGCGAUGACCCCCGUGCACGCGCCGUGUUCGCCCGUCUUUGGCCA
Purpureocillium takamizusanense is the source of this 2660-nucleotide messenger RNA. It is a transcript of the gene SAC1, whose product is annotated as Phosphoinositide phosphatase sac1. Gene Ontology annotation, cellular component: endoplasmic reticulum. NCBI's taxonomy places the organism in Eukaryota, Fungi, Ascomycota, Sordariomycetes, Hypocreales, Ophiocordycipitaceae. The record is from RefSeq and is a predicted model, not a curated record. Gene Ontology annotation, biological process: phosphatidylinositol dephosphorylation. The transcript is spliced from 3 exons. Gene Ontology annotation, molecular function: phosphatidylinositol-4-phosphate phosphatase activity. The coding region runs from base 334 to 2463 and encodes 709 amino acids.